GCACAGAUGGCUGCUCGUUGUUCCCCCAGGAGGCGAGGAGCCGCAGAAUCAUCAACACGUUCAUUGGCUGUGCGGGCAGUGAAUAAUAGCCCUCCGGCCAGCCUCGGUUAGUUAUUCUGAGGACUUCGUCAUUGAGCCCAGACGUCCAGGAUGGUGAUGUCCAUUUCACGUCUCUGUGGCUAUCGUUGCAAGUACAUAGAAUAACGUUGGGGCGACUUGCUCAACGCGACAGGCCCGAGAUUAUAGGUUGUUCCGGCGGCGCCAUCAUUCCUGUGUAGCUUCACGUCUUUCGCCGAUUUCGCCUUUCCGCACUUCCAACACACAAUGGCCUCCAGGACGGUUCCCGCGUCGUUCACAAGACCGCUAUUCGCAACACUACGCAGCACGCCUCUGCCUACUCGAUCCUUCCUCUGCGUUGCAUCACGAACACGAACACGUACCUCGACCGAAUUGUAUCGCCCUGUCGUUCGCAUUGCCAGCCACACGAGAGCUUUCUCGUCAACGCCACGAGCACAACUGGCCACCGAAGAUGACUCUUUCGACCCGAAAUCGAUUGAGCGCGAGGUCGACGAAGUCGAUGUUCUCAUUGUGGGCGGAGGCCCUGCUGGUCUAUCAGCCGCUAUCAAGCUGAAGCAGCUUGCGAACGCGGCAGGAAAUGAGGACUUCCGUGUACUGUUACUCGAGAAGUCGGGCGAAUUGGGUGAUCAUAUUGUGUCUGGAAACGUCAUCGAGCCUUCUGCACUAGACGAGCUGCUACCAGACUGGAGGUCUGAGGAUAACUUGAACCGUUUUGCCGACAUCACACCUGCGAAGGAGGACCGCAUGCGUUUCCUCACGAAGACCAGAUCGAUCUAUCUCCCGAAACCACCGCAGAUGAACAACCAUGGCAAUUACAUCAUCAGUCUGAAUCAGAUGGUUAAAUGGCUUGGCGAGCGUGCCGAAGAAGUGGGUGUGGAAGUAUACCCAGGAUUUGCCGCUUCUGAGAUUUUGUACAAUCAUGAGGGUGUGGUCAAAGGUGUGGCCACUAACGAUCUCGGUAUCUCACGCGAAGGCAAGGCCAAGGACUCCUUUGAGCGCGGCAUGGAGUUCCAUGCUCGGGUAACGCUUCUUGGCGAGGGCUGUCAUGGCAGCCUGUCUAAACAGGUUAUCAAGAAGUAUGACCUGAGGCGAGACAGUCAGCAUCAAACAUAUGGCCUUGGUAUUAAGGAGGUAUGGGAGGUCCAGCCCGAGAAAUUCAAGUCGGGUCAGGUCACCCACACAAUGGGUUAUCCCUUGCAAAAGGACACCUACGGCGGUGGUUGGAUGUACCAUUUCGGUGACAACCUGGUCAGUAUUGGUCUUGUAGUCGGUCUCGACUACCCCAACCCAUGGGUCUCACCAUACGGCGAGUUCCAGAGGAUGAAGCAUCACCCGAUUUACAAGGAUGUGUUGGAGGGUGGCAAGUGUAUCUCCUACGGUGCAAGGACACUGAAUGAGGGUGGCUUCCAAUCGAUACCAAAGCUUGCUUUUCCCGGUGGUGCUCUGCUAGGUGAUUCGGCAGGAUUCGUCAAUGUACCCAAGAUCAAGGGUACACAUACAGCAAUGCGCUCGGGGAUGAUGGCUGCAGAGGCAACAUGGGACGCGCUGCAAGGCAACACUGAUGGUGGCACAGUAUUUCUUUUCGAUUACGAGGACAAGAUGAGGAAGUCUUCGGUCUGGGCAGAGCUCAAGCAAGUUCGCAAUAUGCGACCUUCUUUCCACACGGCGCUGGGUCUCUACGGAGGUGUGCUAUACUCUGGUCUAGAGGCCUACGUCUUCCGUGGCAAGACACCAUGGACUUUAAAGCAUGGGCUCCCCGACCACGCUGCCACAAAGACGGCAGACCAAUACGAGAAAAUCGAGUAUCCCAAGCCACGAAGAGGAUCAACCGUGCCAUCUACAAGUCAAGGACUGGGAAGCGCACGCACAGAAGCAGUACCCCCAGUAUAAGGGUGUUGAGAACCGCUUCUGCCCUGCUGGUGUAUACGAGUAUGUUGAGGACGACAGUAAGGAGUUGGGCGUCAGGUUCCAAAUCAACGCCCAGAACUGCGUCCACUGCAAGACCUGCGACAUCAAAGUACCAGCCCAAGACAUCAACUGGCAGACUCCUCAGGGUGGUGAAGGACCCAAGUACGUCCUCACUUAGAGGCUGAUUGCACUACGGUAUCGUUUUCUGGCGUAAACCACUGCUACAUCUGUUCAGAUUGUGUAUAUUAGGCAGCGCGCAAUUGUAUAUACCCAUUUCUCCUGCCAACAUAUUGAUGCCCAAUGGUGAAGCCGAGCCAGCCGAACAUGUGGUGUGACCUUGCGCACAAUGCUCUCCCCAUCGUGAUGGCGACGGCGACCACGACGACGACGCAAG
Messenger RNA from Boeremia exigua, 2380 nucleotides. RefSeq lists its product as uncharacterized. Gene Ontology annotation, cellular component: mitochondrial inner membrane. Gene Ontology annotation, biological process: electron transport chain. The transcript has 3 exons. The record is from RefSeq and is a predicted model, not a curated record. The coding region runs from base 325 to 1968 and encodes 547 amino acids. Gene Ontology annotation, molecular function: electron-transferring-flavoprotein dehydrogenase activity. NCBI's taxonomy places the organism in Eukaryota, Fungi, Ascomycota, Dothideomycetes, Pleosporales, Didymellaceae.